AUGGGGCCUCUAUGUGAUGUGUGUGGGGUGGAGAGGGCAGUGGUGUACUGUAAACCAGAUGCAGCUAAGCGUUGCUUUCAUUGUGAUGGAAGUGUACAUUCAGCAAAUUGUUUAUCUCGAAAGCACGUUCGUUCUCUCAUUUGUGACAAUUGCAGUUCAGAGCCUGCAAUUGUACGUUGCAUGAUUAUGGAAAUGUGUUUAUGUGAACGCUGUGAUUCAAAUACGAUUGGUUGCAAUAUGGUAUCAGGGCAUCAACACCAGAAGUUGGAUUAUUAUAGUGGAUGUCCAUCUCCAGCUGAGUUUAUGACAAAGAUUUUGUCAACAACUUUUGAUGAAAUGUCUAAUAAUAAUAAUAAUGUACAUAAUCUUAGUAGAUUCGAUACUGCUAGCUCAUUGAGUGUCAAUGAGAAUAAUUGCUCAAUGGUGGCUAGCAAACUCAAUGAAUUAGCUUCUUGUAUGAAGUUUGAACCAUGGGCAAUUCCUUCUCCUGUAAUUCCUUCAAAUUCCACAUACUUGACAACCUACAACAUAGAUCAAGCAGCACUCGCAGAUGGAUCUAGCCUCCCCAAGCAAAGUUGUACUACUAUUAAAGAUCAUGAAAUUUAUGGAGCUAAUGAUCUUGCGGGAGAUGUUGAUUUGGACGAAUUGAAUUCCAAUUCUAGUUACAAUAUUUUCAGCAGUUUACAACAAAGUCAUUCAAGAUAUUAUAGUGAAGACAGGGGAUUGGGUUGCCUAGUGAUGGAGAAAAAUUUAUCUGUCAUUGGGCCUAAUAGUCAUGUUGAAACUGCAGUAGAGGCACCAUCUUCAGUGAGUGGAACUGCUAAUGGCAUGUUUAUGAAUCCAAGUUGUAAUGGAAAUACUGGCUUAGCUUUUACACAUGGACCAGCUCAUUCAAGGUCAUUGUCAGUCUCCAACAUCACCAAAGAAAGUAGUGACGCAACUGAGUACCAAGAUUGUGGGUUUUCGCCACUCUUUCCGCCUUGUGAUUGGAAUUCAGAAACUAGCUGUCUACGGGCAAGGAAUGAAGCCAAGAUGAGAUACAAUGAGAAAAAGAAAACUAGAACAAAGCAAAUAAGAUAUGCUUCACGCAAGGUCAGGGCAAAUACGAGAAGACGAGUUAAAGGCAAAUUUGUUAAGGCUGGGGAGGCUUAUGAUUAUGAUCCAUUAGUAACAAGGGAUAUGUGA
Messenger RNA from Nicotiana tabacum (common tobacco), 1185 nucleotides. NCBI's taxonomy places the organism in Eukaryota, Viridiplantae, Streptophyta, Magnoliopsida, Solanales, Solanaceae. The record is from RefSeq and is a predicted model, not a curated record.